AUGGAAGUUGAUAAUGGCAUUUUAUCAGAAUUUAUAUUUUUAAAUCAGAAUGGGCUAUUAUUAGAAAAAUUAAUUCUAGAUCAGAUAAUAUUUUCCACUUUUGAUGGCAUUAGGCGCCAAGAAGGAAAAGAUUAUCAUGUUAGAAUGAGCAUCAUGCAGCUUAGUGGGGUACUCAUGGAAGGAAGGAGUUGAUUUGGAGGAACAGGAACGACUGGAAUUGGAGGAAUAUGGAUUAUGUGGGUAUUUUAUUAA
Molecule: messenger RNA, 252 nt
Organism: Blepharisma stoltei
Lineage: Eukaryota; Ciliophora; Heterotrichea; Heterotrichida; Blepharismidae
Source: the annotation of a GenBank genome assembly